GAGUGUGAGUCGCAGUAGGAGCAGGGUGAGAGGCUCCAGCGGACGGAGGAGAGGAAACUUUACAGACCGGGGUGAUCGCUACGCGCAGCGCGGAAGAGAGGUCGCUUCCGAGCGCAGCGUGCACGCGGACUGAAGAGCUGGUGUCUGCUGGGGGAACCUGGACUGGAGCAUCCAGACCACUAAACGCUCAGAUAGAGAGGGGAGAGGAGGAGAGAGCGCAGGGAGAGGCGAGCUGCGCCAGUGAGGGAACGGACCCUGGAUACUGCUGCUGCUGCUGCUGCUGCUGCUGAGGGAAAGUUACCAAGUGUGGAGCUGUUUGGUUAAGUGAACUGACCGGACCGCUCACAGACAAUUCUCUAAACUGGAUGCUGUUCUAGAUCAACCUCAGAGCGCUUUCCGGUCCGGGAUCGUCCAGGUUCUGCUGGAGGACCGACUGUGUUCGACCGGAGCAAAGCUUGUAUUUUCAUCCAACAACACCAGCGACCAUGUAUUCCGUAUACCUCGUGUUCUGCUUUAUGGUGACAGCAGCCACCAAAGCGGCCUACUUCUCCCAGCAGCCCCGUGACCAGGUGGUGGUGUCGGGUCAGUCGGUGACCCUGCCGUGUGUCAUCGUGGGCUACAGCGGAAUGGUGCAGUGGACCAAAGAUGGUCUCGCCUUGGGUGGAGAGCGAGACCUACCAGGCUGGACGCGCUACUCCUUAAUGGGCGACCCGCCAUCAGGCGAGCACAGCUUGCUGAUCGAUUCAGCAGAGCUGGCGGAUGACGCGGUGUAUGAGUGUCAAGCUACACAGGCGGGGCUCCGCUCCCACCGUGCCAAGCUCACUGUUCAAGUUCCUCCCUCGGACCCUGUGGUAGAAGGCGGUCCCGUUGUGCGCCUAAAGGCCCACACGCCUCACAACCUCACCUGCCGAGCCUCGGGAGCCAAACCCGCCGCAGAGAUCACCUGGUACAGAGACGGCGAGGUCAUGGAGUCUGCCAUUUACUCCAAGUCACUAAUGGAGGAUGGGAAGAGGGAGACAUCUGUCAGCAUGCUUCCAAUCAUUCCUGAAGACAGCGACUCCGGACGCACCUACACCUGCAGGGUCCUGAACCCAGCUGCUCCCGCUGGUCGACAGACAUCCAUCACCAUCAAUGUCCAGCACCCCCCCUCAGUGACGCUAUCAGUUCAGCCUCAGACUGUGACCGAGGGAGCGAAGGUUCUGUUCAUCUGCUCGGCUUCAGCCAACCCCGAGAUCACAGGUUACAGGUGGUCAAAAGGAGGCGUGCCGAUCUCUGAAGCCAACGGGGACAGCCUUGAGGUGACAGUGGACUACUCCUACUUCACUGACCCCGUUUCCUGUGAGGUUUCCAAUUCCGUGGGCAGCACCAACGUCAGCACUCUGGUCGAUGUGCAAUUUGGCCCCAGACUGCUGUCGGAGCCCAAGCCGAUGACAGUGGACACUGGGAUGGACGCAGCCUUCACUUGUGCGUGGACUGGAAACCCUCCUCUGACGCUGGCUUGGACAAAGCAAGGCUCCAGCGUGGUGCUCAGUAAUGGUAACACCUUGCAGCUGAAGGCUGUUACCCAGGAGGAUGCUGGAACGUACACCUGCAAGGCCAUUGUUCCUCGAAUUGGAGUUGCAGAAAGAGAUGUCACUCUAACGGUGAACGGUCCACCCAUCAUCACAGCAGAAGCCGCACAGCAUGCUGUCAAGCACUCCAAGGGCAAGCUAGAGUGCCGGGUGGGAAGCAGCCCCCCGCCUGAUAAGAUUGUGUGGACCUUUGGGGACACGAGCCUGUCUUCUGGUUCCUCUGGUCGUUUCUCUGUGCAGACUGUUGCCAGUGACCACGGGGUCUUGUCCACUCUGGUGCUGUCGGAGACUCUGGCGCAGGAUUUCCAGAUGCGCUACAACUGCACAGCUUGGAACCGCUUUGGCACUGGAACUGCUCUGGUCACGCUGAAGGAGCAAGAGGCUCUGCCUAUGCUGGUGAUUGUUGGUGGAGCAGUGGGCGGAGGCUGUGUCCUGCUGAUCUGCGUCAUCACGUUGGUGUCUCUCUGCUGCAGGCACACAGGCAAAGGUGAGCUCAACGGGAAAAGGUGCACUCGUCUUUCCAAGAGCGACAUCAGAGUUCAGAUCGUUCACAGUGAUCACAACGCCACGCGUGGCAACGAUGAUGAGGAGGAUGUCAAAGAACCCAUGGCUCCCAACAGCAGCGAAUCUCCAGGGACGUCGCGCACAGAACACAGCGACCUCUUAGAGGAGGAGGACGACGAGAGAUCGGACAUCAAGGACCCAACCAACGGGUACUACAACGUCCGUGGUCAUGACGACCGCCACAUCCGUAACAGUGGAUUCUCAGAGUAUGUGCCCAACUCCCGGCCAGUCUACACGCCAUCACAGCUGCCCUCUCCCAGCCCCGUCUACGGUCAGCAUGGCACCCAGCCUCGGAUUUAUGAAUUCUCCCAUCGCUACGCUACCAACACGGUUAGCAGAUCCUCGUACGAGCAGCCGCAGGCAGCCCAGCAGCAGCCUGCACAACCAGCCACUAUAUAUCCCACUGAUCCCCUCUACAGUGGCUCCGCCUACCUGCCUGCAACCUACGGCCGUGCCUUCACCAGCUAUGUCAAGCCCACUUCCUACGAGAAGGUGGAUGCGUAUGACCAAUCAGAUCAAGCCAGCAAGGUGUCAAGCUCGUCUCGCUUCUCUUAUGCCUCCUCACAAGUGUCCUCCCAGCAAUCUGACUACGGCCGGCCCUCACAGCGCAUGCAGACUCAUGUCUGAUUGGACGCUCGGUAUGAAAAAAGCAGCUUUCGGGAGAAGUGAGUAGAUAACUUUGGUCACUCGUGCGGCUGGACUAACACGGACUUCAGUUACGCGCACGAGGAUCUCUGGACAUGUUUUGCAGGAAGUGGUGAUUUUUGGUUUAUUUGGGGAAAACCAACCAAGCUGUGGUGGAUGCUGGUAUCUACUCUAAAGCUACUGGGCAAUCUCAAACCUGCAGAGAUGAUCUGUGAGUGCAAAAGGCCAACUAGAAGAAAAUUCACUCGCAUCAAAUGAAUUUAAGUGGCCAAUGGAUCUGGGGUGGCCUUUUACCUGCAUUCCAACCUUUUCUUUAACACUAAAAAAAAUGACCUCAAGAAGAAAAUUCCACAAGCUAAGACAUAUGAGGGAAACAUGCGAACAGCCUUUUGUUGUCUGUCAUUUGGUGUCUUGUUGGCAUGCAAAAGGAAUUCUAAGCACAUUUGUGUCCAUCAUCAACAAGAGAUUGAGCUUUCACAGAGACGAGCAUAAACUAUUCUGCACAACAGGCUAGCCGUUUGACCACCAAGUGCUGAAGGAACCGUACCGCACGAGGAGACGGGAGUACUUCAGGGUCCGCCUGGAUUCCUGGAGCAUUUUCGGAUACAAAAGGAGGUGCUCAUCGGAGGAUAAAAGAAGGGGAUGUAGAGAAAACGUGUAUUUUAGCCUUCGUUUUCAUGUGACGAUGGGUGGUUAAUUGUGUAAGAUGGACAAAGUUAGAGCUGUGAAACUCCAAAGAUGGUAACAACUGUGGGGGGAAACAAUGGAAGGAGAGAAAAACACUGUUGCGGCUCUUGUGCUGCUUCCUGCUGUGUUUUCUGAUUGUAAAAUUAAGAUAUUGACAGAACAAUCAAAAGGGACAUUUACGGGGAGAGAAGUGUAGGCAAUCUUGAGCUAAACUUGAAUAUGGUGUCAACCUCAGCAGGUCAGGUGGGGCUUUUGUAUCGAGGCAGUUCUCAACGUGGACCACUCACUCUCAAGUUUUACAACUCAAAUCGUCUCAAUGUUUACAAGAAGCAGUACUACCCUGAACCGCCCAGCGUCUGUACAAAUGGCUGAGCCCAUCCUUCUCUCUGUUGCAUGCUAACGACGUGUCUUGUGACAACUUUUCAGCUUUUAUAUUCAUCUCCAUUUACCGUUGGAGGCUUCUGCAUCCGACCCCGUUGCGUUCCACUCUCUGGAUGUUUUAGUAAGGACGACCGUACUGCCAUUCGUUGAUCUAUCCAAGCUAGUGCCAGGCAGCCCAACGAGAGAGCUCACAAGUGAGGAGGUUAGCAACAUCGCUUGUCUAUUGUUUUUAUAUUUUCUAUAAGCCUUAAAAGUACAGCGUGUACGCUGCUCUGUUGUAAAGUAUCUUUAUAUACUUCUAUGUAUCUACUUUGGUUGAUUUAUUUGGCUCCACAGACGUUUUUGUCAGAGUUGUUCAUCAAUCAUUGAAUCCAUUUAUUUUCCUUUUGUGGGGGAGGGGUGGGGAUGGGGACACAACUAAUUGCCAUUUGUUCGUUCAUUCUUAUGUAUUAAGAAUUUUAUUUGCUAGAAAUGAGCUAUUGUUGCUUGUACCUUUGUACACAUAUUUAUAUUUAAAUAAAACCAUUUCCGAUAAAAAAAAACAAAUGAAAAGAAACUCGUGGCUUUUUGGCGGAUUCUGGAAGGUUGCCAGCCAUGCGCAGAGCCUCACGGAGAACAGCGACAAACAAAGUGAUGAAAUCAUAAAUUAGCACCACUGUCCGUGUUGAUUUUCCUAUUCCCCGCUGGUGCUCGGUGUUUAAUGAAGACGGAUGAGACGGUGGGACCCCCACCCCUCCUCCAAAGCCCAACUCGCCGCAUGCGUCUCCACCUCCUGAAGUCAACAUGCCCAUUUGGUAGGGUAAGAGAGCGAGCUGUGACAAAGGAAGGGAUUAUUUGACGAUAUGAGAUUGUCUCGUCUGCUGUUCACCAGGUAUGCAUGUUGCACCCGACAGGGAGGAGAAGUACACGCUCAUUACAACUCUGCAGAGGGACGGGACGGGGUCUCCCAACACGACACGAGCGUUUAUUAAACCCGACAGGUCAGAGAACACGGCCCCGUCAGACGGAUAGAGCAGGUGAUGCAACUGGAACCACACAGUCAGAGAGAAGAUGUUUAUUACAUCACACACACGUCACGCAAAAAGCAGAUUAAACAGGAAAAGACUCAAAAAUCUGAAUUACAGCCGAUUCCAUAAAAUAAUUAACUCUUCGAGUUUGUUUUAAAAAGAAUGAAGGAAACCUCCUUGGUUUUAUUUUCUACCCUUCAAUAAAUAAUCCUCGUCAUUUCUGAGCGAUUAUUCAGGAUGAGUUUGAUAUAAAAUCACUCAUCCAGUCACAUAAAAGCUGCUUGAGACCAAAAGAGAAGAAACUACUGGUCCAGUUUAACUCCAGACACCAUCACCCCGAGCUGGAGCGGAAACAAACAAAAAGAUGCAAAAGCCAGCUGGACCUUCAUCAUCAUCACUUUAAUCCAAUAUUU
This is a messenger RNA of Nothobranchius furzeri (turquoise killifish), 5268 nucleotides long. RefSeq names its product kirre like nephrin family adhesion molecule 3, like (gene kirrel2). NCBI's taxonomy places the organism in Eukaryota, Metazoa, Chordata, Actinopteri, Cyprinodontiformes, Nothobranchiidae. Gene Ontology annotation, molecular function: cell adhesion molecule binding. Gene Ontology annotation, cellular component: cell-cell junction; plasma membrane. The record is from RefSeq and is a predicted model, not a curated record. Gene Ontology annotation, biological process: cell-cell adhesion.